Molecule: messenger RNA, 1138 nt
Organism: Teleopsis dalmanni
Lineage: Eukaryota; Metazoa; Arthropoda; Insecta; Diptera; Diopsidae
Product: integumentary mucin C.1-like
Exons: 6
Coding region: 11-1138 (375 amino acids)
Molecular function (GO): protein binding
Source: RefSeq, a predicted model, not a curated record
CUAAGUGAAGAUGAUUGUGAAUUAUAGAAGUUUUAUUUUACUGCAAUUUUUUGCGUUUGCAGUUAGCACUUAUAAAGAAAUCUGUCAGGAGUCAUGUGAUCAGGAACACAGUAAGCAAGAUAGUCCUGUAUGCGGUGAAUGCAUCGAUAAUAGAGAAGUUACCUUCAAAAGUUCAUGUCAUCUAUUUUGUGAUUAUGAUUGUUAUUUAGUAUCUUCUGGCGCUUGUCCAUCGCAUAACACUGAAACUAGCACAGCACUUAUAACAAGUGCUCCUCCUCGGAAUUGUGAUGAUGAAUGUCGUAGUGUAGCCGUAAGUGUACCAGUUUGUGGAAAUUGCAAUGGACAUUUGAAAAUGUUUAAUAAUAUGUGUUUAUUAAAUUGUAAUGAAGAAAAUUGCGUAUAUAAGUCAUAUGGACAUUGUACACCAUCUACAACCACAACACCAGAACACCCGAUUAAAACUACAACCACAACACCAGAACACCCGAUUACAACUACAACCACAACACCAGAACAUCCGAUUACAACUACAACCACAACACCAGAACAUCCGAUUACAACUACAACCACAACUACAAAACAUCCGAUUACAACUACAACUACAACAACAAAAGCACCUACAACAACGACCACAAUAAAAACUACAACAACAACCAAGCAUCCAGCAUGUACUAGAGAAUGUCCUACUGAAAUAAAUCAAGUUUGUGGUUUGUGUGAUGGUAAAGUACGUAGAACCUUCAGGAAUAUAUGCUUUCUUCGUAAGCAAAACUGUGAUGUACCAACCUGUGUAUUUCAAUCUAACGGUCCUUGUAUUACAACAACUCCUAAUCCUUGUGCUAGAAAUUGUUCGGACGUUCAUAACCCAGUUUGUGCUCAUUGUCCUGGCAAACGUAUUAAUUUCAGAAAUAUGUGUUAUUAUAAUAAAUGGAAUUGCCCUGACCAAGGAUGUACCGGAGUCACUGUAGGUGUCUGCAAUCCCUGUGUAAAACCAUGCCCAGCUACUGGAGAACCAGUGUGUGCUAAGUGUAAUGGACAGUUAAUGUUGUUCGAUAAUUCAUGUAAAUAUGAUAUGAAGAAUUGUGAACUGAACAAUGGUUGUUAUGUUAAACUUAACAUUUUCUGUAAAUUUUUAAAAUAA